Molecule: messenger RNA, 3100 nt
Organism: Salvia hispanica
Lineage: Eukaryota; Viridiplantae; Streptophyta; Magnoliopsida; Lamiales; Lamiaceae
Product: Pentatricopeptide repeat (PPR) superfamily protein
Molecular function (GO): protein binding
Source: RefSeq, a predicted model, not a curated record
AUGCUUCGAGUUCGACCUACAAAAUUCACCAGACCUUCCCUAGCCCUCCUCCACUUCCACUUCCACUUCCAGUCCUUAACCACCACCACCGCCGCCGCCGCCGCCGCUGUUGCGCCGCCAAAUACUCGAACCCAGAUCGACGAAGCCCACCUCCUUCGAGUCUGCACAAUCCUCUACCAACAGCAAAAUUCUCCCGACGCAAAGCUGCACACCAAUCUCAACAAAACCCAAUUCCAUCUAACCCACGAAUUCUUUCUUCAAGUCUGCAACAAGUUCCCAUAUUCAUGGCGGCCCGUCUACAAAUUCCACCAAUUUUCCACCUCCCACCCGCACUUCGCCCACACCGCCACCACCUUCAACAAGAUCCUCGACGUCGUCGGAAAAUCAAGAAACCUCGAUCUCUUCUGGCCCCUCUGCAGAGAAGCCGGCGAGCGCCGCCUCGUCAAUGUCAAGACCUACAUAAUCGCGCUGCGCACUUUAGCCGCCGCGAGGGAGUUGAAGAAAUGCGUCGAGUUCUUCCAUUUGAUGAAUGGUUUUGGGUAUGAGUAUAAAGUCGAGAUCUUUAACGCUGUGAUCGAGGUUUUGUGUAGGAACAAGCUUGCUGAUGAGGCAAAGCAUGUUGUGGUGAAGUUGAGGGAUUGGAUUAGGCCGGAUUCGGAUACCUAUAGGUGGUUGAUUCAUGGGUUUUGUGACGUGGGAGAUUUGAUUGAGGCGUCGAAGCUGUGGAAUUCGAUGGUGGAGGAGGGUUUGGAGCCUUGUGUUGAAGUGGUAGAGUUGAUGUUGGAGGGUUUGUUCAAGAGCAAUAAGUUUGGUGAAGGGUUGAAGCUUUUUCAAUCGAUGAGGGUGAGGAGGGUGGAGAGUUUGGGGCUGUCGACGUAUCGCCUUGUGAUUGAGUGGCUGUGUAGGAAGGGGAAAAUGGGGGAGAGUUAUGUGGUUUUUGAGGAGAUGAAGACGAGGGGGAUUGAGCCAGACAAUGAGAUACUAGGAUGGAUAGUGUAUGGGCUUAUGAGUAGGGGGAGAGUGAGGGAGGCUUAUGGAGUGUAUCAAAGUGUGGAGAAUGGGGAUGUGUGUGUGUACCAUGGGAUGAUCAAGGGGCUGUUGAAGUUGAAGAAGGCGGGGGAGGCGACAGAGGUGUUUAGGGAGAUGGUGAGGCGGGGGUGUGAGCCCACGAUGCACACCUACGUGAUGCUGCUGCAGGGGCAUUUGGGGAGGCGGGGGCGGAGAGGGGAGGAUCCAUUGGUGAACUUUGAUACAAUCUUCGUUGGGGGGUUAAUCAAAGCAGGGAAAUCAUUGGAGGCGACUAAGUAUGUGGAGAGAGCUAUUAAUAGAGGUGUUGAGGUUCCGAGGUUUGAUUACAACAAGUUCUUGCAUUACUUCUCUAAUGAGGAAGGUGCAGCGAUGUUUGAGGCUAUGGCUGUGAAGUUGAGGGAAGUUGGCUUGUUUGAUUUGGCUGAUAUAUUAGCUAGGUAUGGGGAGAAGAUGGCCACGAGAGAUCGAAGAAGGAACAGAGCAAAUCAGUCUGUUGAAGAAGACCUUUCAAUUGCAUCAUCUUCUCCUCAGUAAUAUUAAUGGUACGAAAAUGUGUCAGUUUGUGAAGAAUGGUUUUUGGCAGAGGAGUAGGCGCUGGUCGGUCCCGUUAUCUACGUCGAUAACCCUUGCUUCCCAGUGAAGACGAGCAGCAACAGUUCUUGCCUUCUCUAUCAGAUCGAUCUUGUCGGAAAUGACAACCCACCCCUGUCACGAUUAUCACCAGAUUUAAUUAAAAAAAAAUUUGAAUGUGAAUAUUUGAAGCAUAUAAAACUCUUACACAUUACCUCAGGCCGGAGAAUUCGAUCCAUGUCGAAGAUCAGAUCGGUAAUGCUGCACUUAUCUGAAGCCAGGUGGGAUAACAGACCCUUUGCAUGAAGCAUAUCGUAUGUCCGAGAAUAUGUAGGGAAAGAAGCAUUGGAUCUUACCAGUUAUGUACAACACCUGCAAAGCCUUGAUCAAGAAUGAAAGGGAGGGUGCUGCUUUCACCCAUAGGAACAACAUUCAUCACCCACACUGAGUGCCCACCUUCCAGUAGGGCAGCGUUCAAGCCUCCGUAGUUCGCGUUCAUGUCCAUCACAUUCCGGACCAUGUUGUGAGGCGGGACCGGGUCUUCAUCACUGGGCCUCUUGGGGUGGUCUGAGAAGAUCAAAGGAGAUAGCAAUGGCCAGUAGUUUCUCAGAGAGGAUCUCCAGAACUCCAGAUCUUGAGAAAAUUCUUGAGGAUGAAUUCCUGUAAAGCAAAGUUAAAUAAUGUAUUGAUAUGAUGUGAUUUAAGCAACUAAUUUAUGGCAUUACAUACCAUGGAUUUGAAAGUCCAGAGAAGCAGAAGAUCUGUUCUGAAUUGGUGUCCAAUGUUUGCUGGUGGUUCCACUUAUGCAUUUCACAAGUGGUUUGUAGUAUGAUAGGCCAUCCUCUCUCUCACAUAGAGGGAAAAGAUCCUUGCUAAUAAUUGGGAAUCAAAAUCACAAAUAAUCAAGUACAGUACUAUUUGAUUUCAUUUGGGAGAGUGAAACAGGAGGGAUGAGAGAGAAUGGGGGUAGACAUUGCAUAAGAGGAGAUAGAUUACAUGGAAGCAUAGCAAUGAGAAUCUGUAGUUUUCUGCCAGAUGAAAGUCCCGUCUUGCUCAGACAAAAGAUUCCAACAAAGCGUUUUGAUGAAUUGUUCAAAAGGACUUGAAGCACUUCCCCUUUUGGAGCCCGGAGAACUUCUGCGUCCUCUGCUCCGAGGCGAGGUCAAAACAAGGUAGCCUCCAGGCUUAAGUACUCUGUCAACUUCAAUAAGAAACAUGCCAUCUGAUGACAGACAAACUUAUCAUGAGUCCAAAGAAAGUAUCUACUCAAAAUCCGAUUUGCAUGCUUCAAGGAGAAUGAGGUAGCGAGUGUGUCUUUGUGUAUCCAUUGUCUAUUUACAGUUUUUAAACGAGAUAUGAUGUAAUAAAGGUGUCAUUUUGUUGGGAGAACUGUCAACUGCAAGCCGCAAAAAGGUCUGUAACUGAUAACUACUUCUAAAUAUAGCAUUAAGUUAUUUUGCUUUCUUUUCCACAAAUAUAAGUACUUCUGAUUUCCUUUUCA